Messenger RNA from Phyllostomus discolor (pale spear-nosed bat), 263 nucleotides. RefSeq names its product small integral membrane protein 38 (gene SMIM38). The transcript has a single exon. The record is from RefSeq and is a predicted model, not a curated record. The coding region runs from base 42 to 197 and encodes 51 amino acids. NCBI's taxonomy places the organism in Eukaryota, Metazoa, Chordata, Mammalia, Chiroptera, Phyllostomidae.
CCCUGCUACAGCGCUUGGGGCCGCCCGCCCUGGCAGGCGGCAUGGACUCCUGGCUCGGGAGCAGCGCGGGCCCCGACCCCCUCCUGGUCCUGCUGGUCGUCAUCUUGCUGGCGCGGUUCCUCCUGUGGUCUUGCCUGGGGACCUACGUGGAUUACAGGCUGGCCCGGCGCCAGCCCCGCAAACCCAAGGAGGACUAGGGCCCCAGCGUGCCACCCCCAGGGCAGGGCGGGCCCACACGCCCCCAUCCAGGCUGGCCAGGGCUG